AUGGAACGCACCACACCACCGGCCUGCGAUGACGUGCAGCCUGCUCGCUCUCAUGAGCCCUUCUUUGUAUCGGCCACGCUGUUGACGGGGACGAGCUAUCUCGUAGACCUCUCGCCGGCUGCAGGCCCCGACUGUCAUGGCGCAGAUACCACCGUGGGCCAGGCCAAGGUCCGCAUCGGGGCGUGCCAGGGCCUGUGGGAGAAGGGCGGCCUCGACCCCGACCAGUUCCGCCUCAUCUUCGCGGGGAAGCGACUGCAGGACAGCCGACCCCUGUCCCACUACGGCCUGCGCCACAGCGGCUCCCGACUGCAUGUGGUGGUGCACCUCAUGCGCGGCCUGUUCUUUCCCCUGGCCCCUGCCCCCAACCCAGCCAAAGACGAAGUCGGUGACUGCACCUCCAUUUUCUCCACCUCUGGGUUAUCCAAUGAGCGUGCAAGGAGGACCGACAUCUGCAGCUGGCUGCAGGACAGAGUGCACUUGUGGCGGGUGGGUAAAGACACUGACUGGGCCGAGCUCAUCAUUGAGCCCGGCGGCUCGUACGAGGGUGGUGCAUUCCUCCUGCGCGUAGCCUUCCCCCAGGUCUAUCCGUUUCGUUCGUUCCGGCUUAGGCUUAUCACGCCCCUCUACCACCCCACUGUGGGUCCGGCGGGCAUCAUGGCCGUGAUCGGCUACGAUCCGGUUGCUUCGUGGAGUCCUGCACAGUCGGUCCGCACGCCUAUCAUAGGCGACUUCAUCCAGCAGCUCCAGUCCUACUCGCUUGGUGCGGUGACGUGCGAGGUUCUCAAACGAGAGAUUGUGCAGAUGGGGGAUGUGCUAAACGAGUUGGUCACCAUCGGCGAGGAAGGCGCUCGCGCCAAGGCCCGCUUGUGGACUUGGCACUUUGCAACCGGCCACGGUCGCGCCUACAUGCGGUCCGGUCGCCGCUGCUCGGGCAUGACCCAGCUCGCGAGCCUCAUCGCACUGCGGAACGAAGUCCGCUCGGUGCUGCUUGUGGCCCACCGAUGGCAAUCGAAACGACAACAACAACAAGAUGAAGACAAGAUGGAGGCGUUCGAUGGGGAGGAAGAAGGGUGGUUGCUCGGCGCUCUGCCGCGAGAGCUGCUGCACGCCGUCUUGGUCUGCAUCGGCAGCGACCGCCGGCCACCACCGCCGGCCGCCCUCAUGUGGGAGCUGGUCAACGAAGGCGACGACGGCCUGCCAGAAGACUGGCGCUCUCGUCUCCCUGAACUCCCACCAGCACUGUAG
Acanthamoeba castellanii str. Neff is the source of this 1245-nucleotide messenger RNA. Its product is annotated as ubiquitin domain containing protein. The record is from RefSeq and is a predicted model, not a curated record. Bases 1 to 1245 code for a protein of 414 amino acids. Lineage: Eukaryota; Discosea; Longamoebia; Acanthamoebidae. The transcript has 6 exons. Gene Ontology annotation, molecular function: protein binding.